GCGUCGAGCCGCUGCGGGAUCCGAUAAGGAGGCGACGCUCGGUGACAGCGCUCCCUCUCCGAGCUCCUGCAGAACCUCUGCUGGGUUUGGACCGGACCUCCAGCUGCAGGCCGCGCUGCAGCACAAAGGCGACACAGUUGGGUCAUUCGUCGUGCCGCCAUGAUGACGAUACGCCGGAGAGGCUGCAGUCCUCUCCUCUGCCUGUGGGCCUCCCUUUUGCCUCUGGUGUCCGGUCAGAUCCAUCACGAGCCCCGUUCAGAGGGUCGGCCCAAACUGCUGCUCGUGUCCUUCGACGGCUUCCGCUGGGACUACAUCGACCGCGUCCCAACGCCUAACUUCCGCAGCAUCAUGGACGAGGGAGUGAAGGUGGAGAACGUGGAGAACAUCUACAUCACCAAAACCCUUCCCAACCACUUGACUCUGGUGACGGGGCUGUACGCCGAGACCCACGGCAUCGUGGCCAACGAGAUGUACGACCCCGUCCUGAACCAGUCUUUCUCCAUGGAGACGGACAGCGUCUACGACUCCAGGUGGUGGGAGGGGGCUGUGCCGCUCUGGGUGUCGGUCCAGAAAGCUGGAGGCCGGAGUGGGGCGGCGAUGUGGCCAGGGUCAGACGUGAAGAUCCACGGCGUGUACCCCAGUCAGUACCUGGAGUACAACGCCUCAGUCUCCUUUGAAACCCGAGUGGAGAAGAUCAUUGAGUGGUUUUCCGCUCCCGAGGAGGAUGCCGUCGAUUUUGGGGUUCUGUACUGGGAGGAGCCGGAUGAGAGUGGGCACAGCUUGGGUCCUCAGAGUCCCUUGAUGGAUGCGGUCAUCGCAGGGAUUGAUGAGAAACUCGGCUUCCUUUUGAAUGAGCUCAAGAGGUCGGGGUUGUAUGAGAAAGUGAAUCUCAUAGUAACGAGUGACCAUGGGAUGGCACAACUGUACCCGGAGAAGAUCAUAGAACUGGACGAGUACGUGGAAAGAGAUACGUACAGCUUGGUGGACAAGAGUCCAGUGGUGGGAAUUCUGCCCAAAGAAGGGAAGCUUGAAGAGGUCUACAGUUUGCUUGCAGAUGCAAACCCCAACAUGAUGGCGUACAGGAAGGAGCACAUCCCCGAGCGCUUGCAUUACCGGCACAACGACCGGAUCAUGCCCAUCCUGCUGGAGGCCAAGGAGGGCUGGACCAUCAUGCAAAACAGGACAGAACGCUUCAUGAUGGGAAACCACGGCUAUGACAACACCUUACGCAACAUGCAGCCCAUUUUUGUGGCUCGUGGACCAGACUUCCAGCAGAACUAUGUCAAGACUUCAAUGCGUUCUGUUGACCUGUACCCUCUGAUGUGCCACAUUUUGUCCAUCCGCCCCCUGCCUAACAACGGGUCCCUCCUGAACGUCCAGGACCUUCUUUUGUCACAACCAACCACUUUGGCCCCUACUCCCGCCCACCCACCUGCUCCUCCAAAGCCCAGCAGGUACUCCUACGCCCCGGUGGUGGGCUCUUUCAUUGGUGUGCUAAUGGUGCUGGGAUUCCUGGUGGUCUACAUCAUACUAGUGACUCUAAAGCAACAGCCCGUGCUGAAACACAGGAGCUGGGAGAUGUCGCAGCCCUUACUGCAAGAAGACUUGCAACUGUAGUUGAGGAACCCAAAAGAAUGUCAUCCAAUCCAGAGGAGGUAUCACUCCCCAGGGUACUCAGUAUUUUCCAGAAGUUAUCCUUAAAUAUUUCCCUUAUCCCCCUCACAAGGAAGAGAACCUGCACCUGAUCAUGUAGCGACUAGCAUACAAGAGUAAGAGAAACAUUUAAGGAAUUUACCUCUGGUACAGACUUAAUUCAGAUAAAUCUUUCCGUGGGUUUUUAGUGGCUUUGCUUUGAUUGUGAAUUUCUCAACAUUUUCAUAGUCCGUAGGUGAAGAAUCAAUGGAAUUUAUCCUGUAAUUCUGGUAAGUGUGCAGCCUAUUUGGUGGCCAAAACUAUGGCUUGUAAAAAAUCAAAGGAUGAUUACGUCCAAAGCAAGCUUUGUUGCCAAAAGUGUGACUUUCCUUCUGGGCCAGUUCAUGUUUUCUAAGUAUCCGCAGGGGCCAUGUGAGGCCCUUUCAGGAAGCCUCCAUAUUGAGCUUGGAGAUGCCACUAAUGGGUUUGAACUUUUGAACUGGAAUUAACUUUCCUGUAAGCUCAAGUCAAAUGUUUUGGUUUUGACUUUACUGGUGUGGCAUCUCUUUCUGCUUAGAUUUGGAGCAGUCAGGCCACUGGCGUGAUCUCCAUGACGACUAUCAGACUUUAGGCAGUGCUGAAUUUACAAUGUAGCAUUAUUUCCUUGUCUUUAUGCAUCUCAAAAGGAAAACAUGUAGAAGUGACAUCAUUUUCUUCCAUAACCCUUCCUAGUUUGUUGGCACUGCGGUGGAUGUCAGUCUUUAAAGCCUUAGUCACAACUGCCCUUACAGGUGGAUAAGAUUUGGUAAUAUUGCACAGUGUUGGUCACGCAGGUGGCCCAGGGUAAAUAUCAAGAUUGUAGACCGCUCGUGUUCAUGCACAUUUGUUUUACAGGCAUCGACAGGCCAUCGUAAACAUUCAAGGGUUGAGGUAGGUGAGACACAGAUGUGUCACAGAUUUUUCAAUUCUUACAAAUCUCGCACAUUGCACAUGGGGCAUGAUAAGUGCAUGCUCCUAAUAGUGCAGUUUGACUAUUAGAAGUGAUGAACUUACUCUAUCAGAGUUUAGUUUGUGUUCGGACACUUAUAUAUCACCUGCACACCUGGUGAAUUCAGCUUUUACGAGUGGUCAAUAAGGGUCCAGUACUCUCACUUUUCUAAAGACUAGAGCAGAGAUAUACAACUCCAGGCCUCGAGGGCCACAUUCCUGCAUGUUUUCCAACAUCUCCUGCUCUGACAUGUCCUAAUUGGCUGGACACACCUGAACCAGAUAAUCAAUCAUGAGUAGGGCUAGGAUAUCUCAAGUGAGACCUAGUCUUGAGAGCUUGUCAGCUGAGAAAGAAAAAGCCUGGAGUAAGAUUCACAAAUUUUGCUUCCAACUGUGAGGACUUGCGCCACAUUUGACUAAUGUAUACAUACCUUUGGAGACACCUGCCCUUAAGAUGGUAUAUUGCGUGUACUUACAUAGCUCUUUACUAUCUUAGAAGACCCAAAGCACUUUGCAGUCUCUGUCUCAUUCACCCAUUCACACACAUUCACAAACUGAUAGUGGCUCCGCGGCCGAACUCUGGAGCCAGCCUAUAGCCACCAGGAGCAAUGUGGGUUUCAGUGACUCAUCCAAGGACACUUUGAGACAUUUGAGACCGCGGGCAGGGCAUGAUCAUCCGAUCUACCACUCUACCUUUGCAGCACAACCCUAUCAUGAUCAAAUACUCUCACCUUACUA
Messenger RNA from Oryzias melastigma (Indian medaka), 3357 nucleotides. It is a transcript of the gene enpp5, whose product is annotated as ectonucleotide pyrophosphatase/phosphodiesterase 5. NCBI's taxonomy places the organism in Eukaryota, Metazoa, Chordata, Actinopteri, Beloniformes, Adrianichthyidae. The record is from RefSeq and is a predicted model, not a curated record. The coding region runs from base 160 to 1617 and encodes 485 amino acids. The transcript has 4 exons.